GAAACGAAAGGGCGGGCACAUUUCAAAAGGACCUAACGUUUAAACCUUGCCCACCCCUGAAGUGUUGCCGACGUUUUCCUGUGGCGAUAUGUCUGAUUCUGAUUGAAUCAGGUGGACUGAAGGCCGGAUAAAUUGGAAGAAACUAGCGAGACAUCGUAUUCUCACCAUUUAAUGCGAAAUAUAUAAAACGAAUUAUUAGUGGAUCUCACAAGUUUAUCUAUGUUUUGUAUCUUAAAUUAUUUUCAGAAAAAGUGUAAUAAACGCGGAAGCCUUUACUAAAAACGAAACAUCCCGAUAACUUCACUCCUACUGCUAUAUGAUAUCAUAUAUUAUAUAAUUAUGAAAUCCUAUGUAGCCGUGGUCAUUUACUCGGUCAAUUCAAAAAAUUCUGUGUUCCAGAAGAUGCGGGUUACAUCUUUGAAAAUGGGUAUAGAAAAGGUUGAUGCCUUCGAUAAACUAAUGUUAUUUGUAAGUCCGUGUUGUUCAUCAACUUUUCGAAACUUGAAGGAUUCGCUCCGAACCAGUUCGAAUUCCUGAUUUUGAAAGGUUUUGUAUGCCACUAGUUUUCUGCUCUAGAUAACGUACGAAGAUAAAUGCGUAGGUUUAUUAGGUUUUUGUCUAAUAACUUCAGCCUCAUCUGGACCACACGCAAUUGAUGAUUUGAAGCUAUUCCAGCUCCUCUAUUUCUUCUCACUUCUUCCAUUGAUCUGAAUUUUUUAGUGUUGCAAAUAUGAUCAGUCUGGUUCUCUGUAGCGUGAUCUUGUAAGACUCAUGUAGCUUUGUGUAUGCAGGUGUGGGGAAUAUUGUUUCGCCUAUAACCAUUUUAUUGAACGCACAUAAAUUUGCAAAUCUGUCACCAUUUUUGUUUCUUUCUCCCAGUCCAUGUCGUCCCAUGAUAUCUUCGUAACUGGUGUUGACCAUCCCGACUUAGGCGUUUAGUUCUCCCACCACCAUGGUCAGAUCAUAGGCAGUACUCUACGAUCGACUGCGACCUCAUAAAACACCUUUAUCGUCGUCGUUGUUAUCAUUGGUGGGUGCAUAACAUUGGACAACAUUCAUUGUGAUUCCCUUCAUUGUUUUGAAUUAUUCUCUGAUGAUUGCUCAUCCAUGAGAUUCCCAUCCUAUAGUUGCUUUUCGUGCUUCUUUGGACAGCACCAGAAUAACUCUCUGAGUGCUUGAAGCAUUUUCCUCUUCGUGACCGAACUACAGCAGCAUCCCUCGCGAAUCUAUCCUUUUCUAUCCAGCUUGGGUCGAAUGGAUUUCACUGAUUCCGAUCGCCGCCAAGUUGUACCUCGUCAUUUCCUCCCAGUUUCUCACGUUGUGCGUACGUCCCAUAUACCUAUAUUCAUUGUUGCUGUGGUUUUUAGAAGGGGCAUCGGCCUCGUGACUGACGAAGAAUGAGGCGUGAUAAUCCUCCUACAUAGAUAUUCUUCAAGUCGCAGGACAGAGUUUAAAUGCUUUAUAAGACUUUCUGGCAAACGUUUGUUGUUAGGGUUGUUUUCUACCGGAUGGGGUUUCUGACCACGUGUUUAACCCUCCUCUCUUUGGGCUUAGGACCGACAAUGAACCGGGAUACCUCAAGAUACUAAGGUGGCUAAUGUUAGUGAUUAGCUUCCAAAUAAUUUAGUUACGUUAGGUUUUGUGUUUCUUCUGUGAUUACUACUAUUGUGAUUCAUUCUGAUAUGAAACAGGAAAAAAAUUGGCUAUCAGAAUUACUAGUUAAUUAAAUUAAUAAUAUUCAUUAACCGAGUGAAAACUAUACUGGUACCAUAUAUACAUUUUCUAAAUUUUUUGCAAUAUGUAUUUUAAUUUUAGUCUUGUAGUGUAGAUCCAUCUUUAUCAUGGUCUGUUGAAGGUUCUUCUUAUAAGGAAAGAUGGAUUCCUGUAACUCCACACGCAGCCAGUGGUUUCCUUGUUUCGGACCGUAAUUCAUCAAUGAGUUCUACAUUGUCUGUUGAUUUAGAAUUAGAAACUGUUUCUGGUUCCGAAAAAUCUUGUGUUUCAUUCACUUUACGUCCAGAUUACCACGAUGACCAGGGUCUACUUUGUCUUCCAGUUUCUUCAGUUAGCGGAAUUUUGGAUGAAAUUUACCUGUACUAUCUGUUUAUAUUUGGCUACAAACCACUUCAUACAGACCACAGAACACCUCUCUACUUGUGCCUCCCUCCAGUCAAUUCAUCCCUGCAUCAAAAUGCAACCUCCCAACCAAUCAUAGUCGGUCAUGCUGGUGCUGGUGUAAAACGUGCACAUCAUGGUAAAGGGCUUGAAUGGCCUGAGAACACAAUAUGCGCCUUUCGACGUGCUGAGCAACUUGGAGUAACAAUGGUGGAAUGUGAUGCAAAUAUCACAAAAGAUUCUGAAGUCGUUUUACACCACAACUUCACACUAGGAGUAUGUGAGCAACCGAAAAAAUCUGAAAACGAUCCACCAACUUUCAUUUUAGAACAUAAAACUGAUGGUGUAGUAAAUGAAAAUAGCACAGAUCUGAUUGUGAACUACCAAUUAUCUGGAAUUCGCAACUUGUUGAGAAAGGUCAAUGGGACGAUCGGUAAUGCAAACAUUAUCCAAAGUCAGUAUCCUAGUCCCUUAACAAUGAGUGAUCCUAUUCCAAAUAUUCAUGGUAAAGAGGCUGAACCAAUACCGUUAUUAAAAGACGCAUUCUACCAAACUUCCACAAACCUAAGCUUUAACGUAGAGUUAAAAUAUCCCAUAGAAACGCCAUAUAAUUUAAUUGCUGAAGCAUUAAUUAAACAUAAACCUGUCGAAUCUUCUUUACCAACACCGUCCUCAUAUUUCUACAAGAUCAACAAAUUCUGUGAUACAAUAUUAGAUACAAUAUGGUUACAUGCUGGACCCAGAUACGUUAUACUAUCUUCAUUUAACCCUGACGUAUGCUUAACUUUAAGGUUAAAGCAAUCUUUUUUUCCAGUCUUGUUUAUUUCCCGUGGUGGUUAUCCAAAUGAUAGUAGUCACAAGUCAGAUCCACGACACCACAAUAUAUUCUCUGCAAUAAGUUGGGCACAUAUAAUGAACUUAAAUGGGAUUGUUACAGUGGGAUAUCAUUUCGGUUCGACAAAUGAUGUGGAUGAAAGGCAGCUCAAAUAUCUUGAAGCGGAUUUGGAGAGUAAACAGCUAUCCUGUUUUGUGUAUGGUGAUGGUGUGUCUGAAAUCCGUUUUUAUAGAAAAGCAUCACAACUUAACUUGACUGGAGUAAUCGUUGAUCGGUUAGAUGAAUUUAUGCAUAUGUACCAUGAACAAUGCAAAACAAGUACGCAAUUAGAGUCUCCAAACCUUUAAUUAAUUUCAUGAAUUUUAAACAUAUUUAAUUGAUAGACAAUAAAUUUGUACAAUUAACUUUUUCUGUAAAAAAUGUUUACUGGUAUAAAGACAAUUUAGUUUAAGAUC
Molecule: messenger RNA, 3405 nt
Organism: Schistosoma intercalatum
Lineage: Eukaryota; Metazoa; Platyhelminthes; Trematoda; Strigeidida; Schistosomatidae
Source: the annotation of a GenBank genome assembly